Molecule: messenger RNA, 1452 nt
Organism: Morchella sextelata
Lineage: Eukaryota; Fungi; Ascomycota; Pezizomycetes; Pezizales; Morchellaceae
Exons: 5
Coding region: 1-1452 (483 amino acids)
Source: RefSeq, a predicted model, not a curated record
AUGUUGCAGAAGGCAGUACAGGUUCCGGAGAUCGUGAAGAUAGCAGUGCAGAUGCUUAUCUUGAUGGGCACCCACAUUACCCAUCAAUUUCAAGAAGGGUUUCGCGUCACCGUUGCCCCCCCAGAGAAGACGGCAUCCAAGCUGGACGACACUCUCUUCAUCGGGAGGGGGAACGGGGAAACUUCAAUGGUCGUAUCGCCUGAGGAGCCUGCAAAUGGUUCUAUGACUGAUUUCUGUCUUGGAGAUCUUCAAGCCCUUACACCAGACAUGAUUUUACACGAACCGGAAUACUGGAAUAGGUAUGAGAUCGAAAUUGGCGAGGAAGGUGAAGGAAGUCGGAUACAAGUAUGCCCGAAUGAUGGAAUUGAACAAGCAAGAAUAACAAGACGGUUGGGCGAAGCAGGAGAAGAAAAAGAAUCGCCCAAUAACGAGGAGUUGGAAGGUUUUAACACGCAAAUGAAUGGUUCACAUUCUCCUUUGAGCGAAAUCCUGAGGCAGUGGAAUACGCGGUCUACAGUUGGCGAUGUUCUUCGUGAUUUCCACAUAAUAAUUGCCUAUGUUCUUGAGGGAAUGCAGAGGUACGAGGCAGGAAUGGCACCGUGGCCAGGCGUAUCUCCAAACUUUGACCAAAAUACAAGAGAUCUCUGCCAAGAAGAUAUUGAAGGAAACAUAUCAAUUACCAGUGCAUCACGUCGUGUUCUUUCUCUUCUUGAGAGCACAGGUAUCCCCGGGGCAUCCAGAUCUGAGAAUCCAGCACUUGGGAGCGUUACUCGGAGAAUCUCGAAGAUUCCUCGACUCGUGAAGAAAGAUCUUAAAGUCGAAGCCCCAGCCGAUAAAAUGAUGAUGGCGUCCGAGGAUGCCACGUUUGACGAUUGGGAGAUAGUUGACCAGGCUGCAUCCCACCAAGACUCUCAACCCACCUCGAGAGUUAUCGAGGCCGAAAAGACCAAAUCACCUAGAAAGGUUGCGUCUUUAACUAUUCCAGGGCAAAGGGAAAGUGUACCCGCAAAGGAAAUUUGGAUCUCGAAGAUUCUAGGAGAAAAUAGAGGGGCAAGCUCGUCUUGCAGUCCUGAAAAAAUGGAGGAUUCCAGUUCACGAACAAUUGAACCUGGGCACGUUGCGUCAAAAAUCCCGAUUCUUUUGUCGAGGCCUGGCGGGGGGCACUCAUUAAAUCCGAAUGUUGAGAAGAUGGGACGUUCUCCUGUGCACAAGGGUGUGGAAAAUUCGCCGCUAAGUAGCCAGAGGGGAAGACUCAUGGCCGGAGAAAUGCAAGUGCCGUUAGACUUGCAUUUCAUGAGGGGCAGAAAACCUACCCGAGACUGUAGUCCGUUGGCAAAAAAUUCCAUCUUUAGAAUUACUAGUCCAAAAAAAGACAACACCGUUAGUGACUUUGAGAAGGAUGAGACAGACGAUGAGCUUAAUGAAAAGAAGAAGAGGAGCCGUUUCACUUGA